GUCACAUUGCUGAAAAAGAAAAAAAUACAACAAUUUCUACACGUUCAUUUUUAAAAAAAGCAAAAAGUUUAAAAAAAUCGAAGUUACCUGGAAAAUAUAGAAAAUGUUGGACAAUUGCUAUGUUUACUUCAAUUAAAGAAAACCUUAUACCUAAUUACAAUUUAAAUGAAGAUAUUGACAUAUUAGAACUAAAAAAUGACUUAAACCCUUUCUUGCAGCUUUGUCUCUGUUGUAUAUGUAAUAAGAUACCACAAACACCAGUUUCAUUAAAAAGAUGCGAACAUUUAUUUUGUUUUUUAUGUAUUGUGGAAAAAAUCAAGUUUAAGUAUCUUGAUGAAACCUUUUGUCCAAAAUGCAAUGAAAAAGUUUUCUAUGAUGAUUUGUUCACAAGUAAGCAAACUGAUUCUCUUCUAAGGAUGCUUACUACUGUUUGUUCUUUUUGCAAUAGUAAAUUUAAUUUAUUGAAAGAGUAUGAAUUAUAUAAGAGUCAUAAAGGCAUUUGUCUUAAAGAGGCAUCAGUUCCUCAAUCGUUUGCAGCAAGUAUUAGUGUCAAUGAUGUUUUUAAGAUAAAUGAAAAUAGUGAUAUUCCAUAUGAGGUAGAAAAAGCUGCGCUUCAUGUCAUUAAGCAAAAGAUGGCUAAAUUUGGAGGAAAGUCAGUAGAAUUUAAAAGUGGAGGACCUAGACCAAUCGUUUUUACACAGACACCAAAAGCUUAUGUUAACAGUGCUCAGGCAGCAGAAUCUACUUUGCGACUUCGUAAUACAAAUAUUUUGAAACAUUUUGAGACUGUAGCUGGCAAUUCAUGCGAUUCAAGUAUAAGUCAAACAAGUAAAUUGUUAUUAUCAUUUGAACCAGAUCAGAGACAGUCAAUAUUAAGUAAUACAAAACUAAAUCACACUAAAAUAAGUGCAAAUGUGGUGGUAGCUAUGAAAACUGAUAUGGGUAUCCCAUGGGAAAAACUUAAAGUAAUGUCUAGAUGGCUCAAAAAAUAUGAUAUAACCACUGCAUCUAAUGCUUCACAAAGAGUUGUAGCUGAAAAUUGGUCGGGAAACAACAUUGUUGAAAAUGCUCCUUUCACAUUUAAAAAGGAACAAAAAGGAAAGAUUGAAAUUAAUGAGGUACCUUAGGGUUAUAUUGCAGAUUUACCAAAGCAUAUUUUUACUCAUCUUGAACAGUUAGAAAGCUGUAACAGUCUUGUGUAUCAUAAGUUUAUUCCACAAAAAGAAAUUAAAAUUAAAAUUGGAGGAGAUUAUGGCGGAGGAAGUUUUAAGAUGUGUUAUCAGGUUGUUAAUACCUUAAAUCCAAAUAGUACAGAAAAUACAAUUGUUUUUAAUAUAUUUGAAUCAAAAGACCUCAGAGUUAAUAUUAAAGUAGGCAUGACAAGGUUUCAAAAACAAAUAGAAGACUUACAAACAAUGAAGUAUAGGGGCAAUAAUAUUAGAGUUUUUAUCUUUGGUGAUUAUGAAUUUCUUUGUGCAUUGUAUGGAAUUUCAGGAGCUUCUGGUAUGCUGUUUUAUUACUUUAUACAAUACAUAUAAAGUAAACACUGUUGUUUGUUCUGUCAUGCAACAGCAAAUGAAAUGAAAGUUUUCAAAAACGAAAGACCUGUUAUAGAACUACGUACGAUUGAAAGCCUUCAAAAUGAUUUUGAAAGAUUUAAGAAAAAUGGUGGCGCAAAGGAAAAUGCUAAAUAUUACAAUAAUGUUAUUACAGAACCAAUUUUAAAAAUACCUCUUGAUCAGGUAAAAUUAGGUUGUCUAUUUUCAGUAGUUUUCUCUGAUGGCUAUUUGUAACAUAAAAUUAAUAUACGUCAAUAAUAAUAAUAUUUUAAUUAUAACUCCUACCUGUGUAUGUACAUAGGUUUCUUUACCAAGUCUGCAUAUUGCUCUUGGUGUAUAUU
Messenger RNA from Hydra vulgaris (swiftwater hydra), 1900 nucleotides. The record is from RefSeq and is a predicted model, not a curated record. Lineage: Eukaryota; Metazoa; Cnidaria; Hydrozoa; Anthoathecata; Hydridae.